Molecule: messenger RNA, 3738 nt
Organism: Numida meleagris (helmeted guineafowl)
Lineage: Eukaryota; Metazoa; Chordata; Aves; Galliformes; Numididae
Gene: PBX3
Product: PBX homeobox 3
Exons: 9
Coding region: 1184-2263 (359 amino acids)
Biological process (GO): brain development; neuron development; regulation of transcription by RNA polymerase II
Cellular component (GO): nucleus
Molecular function (GO): DNA-binding transcription factor activity, RNA polymerase II-specific; RNA polymerase II cis-regulatory region sequence-specific DNA binding
Source: RefSeq, a predicted model, not a curated record
AAACAGGGCCGAGGCACGCUCUGCUGCAAGGAGAUGUGACGUGCGUUAUCGAGCGUUUAGAGAUUUCGUAAUGAUGUGUUCAUAAAUUUUAUGAUUAAACAUGCAGUUAGUGACUCUUCGAAUAGAAACACAAAAAAUCCCUUGAAACGUCCUUGUAAAUUUUUAAUGAAGAAAACUAGUGACAAUUUUCAGCUGCACUGACUCCAAAUGAAGCUACGUAGUUGAGUUCUGACAGCUUACACCGAUUCUGUUUCCAAGUUCUCUCAGUUUUUCGCUUGGCUGAGGAGCACUGGGACUUGUAUUCCUGGCGCGGUUUGAAGCCGGCCCUUCUCUCGGCACGGGACAGGCACACGUGUGGGACGUCGGCCGGGCCCUCGGCUCCGCAGAGCGCUGUGCAGCGCGGGGUGCCCGUCCUGAGCCGCCGGGGCUGGGGAUGUGUGCGGGCCCAAGCCGUGACCGAACUGCCUCUAAACUGCUGUACGCCUCCACAAAAGCAAGUUUGUCUGUCUGCGAAGCUUCGCUCUUGGUGAACAAACGCAAGCCGACUUGCAAAAUAUUCAAAAUAAUGAUAAUAAAAGAGCUCUUUGGAGUAGCAGUUUUAAUAAAGCUGGGUGACACUAAGCGCACGUUUGUUCAUAUCAGAAAAUGCCACGGUCAUCAAGAUGGAAGAUAAUUAGAAUUUGAAUACAUGUGCUAAUUACUUGAAGGGACAGUAAAAGCGUCGUUAAACCAGAGAUAACCCACACCAGGUAAACAUCUCCCGCGUGGGACGACGGGGUGAGGCCCCACAUCGAACAGGAGACAUCGGAGUGAUGGUGCUGAGGGAAGGUGACGUGGUGAUGUCAGCUGUGAUUGAGAGGAGAGCAGCAGGAGCUGCGGAGGAAGAUGAAGAGCUCUUCCAGCCACGCUGAGCCUGAGCUGUCAGCCGUACAUCCACAAGGUGUCAAAGAGACGAGGAUGAGGUUUUAGUUUGGACGUGGCCUCUUUCAGCUGGAGCUGUCCAUCACAGACAAAGCGCGUCCCCACCACUGAGCGCCGUUUCGGUUGCUGCCGGGGCUCCCCAGCACCGCACGGAGCGUCCGUGGAACUUCGGUCACACCUGGCUCGCAGCGGAGGGCACUGGUCACGGUGCAGCGACGCCCACGCGCGGCUGUGCAGGAAGCACGCGCUGAACUGCCACAGGAUGAAGCCCGCGCUCUUCAGCGUCCUCUGCGAGAUCAAGGAGAAAACAGGUUUGAGCAUCCGAGGAGCCCAGGAGGAAGACCCUCCCGAUCCCCAGCUAAUGAGACUAGACAAUAUGCUUCUGGCAGAAGGAGUCUCAGGUCCGGAGAAAGGUGGGGGAUCGGCGGCAGCAGCUGCAGCCGCAGCAGCCUCUGGAGGGUCUUCAGAUAACUCUAUUGAACACUCAGAUUACAGAGCCAAAUUGACCCAGAUCAGACAAAUCUAUCACACAGAGCUGGAGAAAUAUGAACAGGCAUGUAAUGAAUUUACCACACAUGUGAUGAACCUGCUCAGAGAACAGAGCCGAACGCGUCCCAUUUCUCCUAAGGAGAUUGAAAGGAUGGUGGGCAUCAUUCAUCGAAAAUUCAGCUCCAUCCAGAUGCAGCUCAAGCAAAGUACUUGUGAAGCAGUCAUGAUUUUAAGGUCGAGGUUCCUCGAUGCCAGAAGGAAAAGACGCAACUUCAGUAAACAAGCCACAGAAAUAUUGAACGAGUAUUUUUACUCCCACCUCAGUAACCCUUACCCCAGUGAAGAAGCCAAAGAAGAGCUGGCAAAGAAGUGCAGCAUCACGGUAUCGCAGGUCUCCAACUGGUUUGGCAAUAAGAGAAUCAGGUACAAGAAGAACAUUGGGAAGUUCCAGGAAGAAGCCAAUCUUUACGCAGCGAAGACGGCUGUGACUGCAGCGCACGCCGUGGCCGCGGCCGUCCAGAACAACCAGACCAACUCCCCCACCACGCCGAACUCUGGUUCUUCUGGUUCUUUUAACCUCCCAAAUUCUGGGGACAUGUUCAUGAACAUGCAGAGUCUGAAUGGGGAUUCUUACCAGGGGUCCCAAGUCGGAGCCAAUGUGCAGUCACAGGUGGAUACCCUGCGUCAUGUUAUCAAUCAGACGGGAGGAUACAGUGAUGGCUUGGGAGGAAAUUCACUGUACAGUCCACAUAAUUUAAAUGCUAAUGGAGGCUGGCAGGACGCAACUACUCCAUCUUCUGUGACUUCCCCUACAGAAGGGCCGGGAAGUGUGCACUCUGAUACCUCUAACUAAUCUCCUAGCAACACUUUUUCCCUGAGCUGCGAUGCCUUGAUUAGCGCAUUCAGAGUCACAGGAGAAAAAGGAAAGAAUUUUUUUGUAGCCAACCACCUACAGCUUUACUGUAAAACCUUGUCUUACUAGAAAACUUGGUAAAUCUGUUUUUUAAAGGUAUCAUAAUCAUUUGUAUUUAUACUUAAAACACACGAUGUUAAAAAGCACUUUAUCCAAUUGGGCCAAGAUUUAGCAUUGUUUAUAGCCCUGUAACUAUUUUAUCAUAAUUUAUUAUCAGCGAUUUUAACAGUGUUGGUCUAACAGUUGCCAAUUGCUUGGCCUUAAGGGUAAAAGUACAGUACAAGCUUAACCUCAAUAGCAGGAGCGGGCACAAAGGAACACCUCACCUGAAUCUAACUCGCAUAUUUUCGCGGAAAGUCAACGUGAGUUACAGACUUUGAUUGUGUUUAAUCUUUUCAUCUCUCUAAUAGAGUUGGAAUAAAAAGAUCUGUUUGGUUAUUUCGGUUAACAGCGGUUGUGUUUAAGAAUCCUUAUUCGUCACAUUUUUGUUGUGAUCUAUUGCUUUACCAGUUAGGUUGGAUACCAGGAGCAUCUUUCCUUGCUGACCGCCAGGACCCCCCGCCUGCUCUCUGUCUUUCGGCAAUGGACCUAGAGUGUUCUUAGGAGGUGAAGAUACUUGCUGCUGCUUUCUGGGAGAGCCACGAGCUGGGGUUUUACAGUACGAGUAGGUGCUGCACGCGGCUGCCGAGAUUGGUUACUUCUUCUUGGCAGCCAAACAAACAAAAAACAAAAAGGAAAAGCAAAGGAAAAAGCACCAUUAUAUGGAUUGUUGUACAUAGUGUAGCAAAAGAGUAUUUAUACAUCUCACCAAUCAAAACACAGCUUUAUUACCUCAUGCGAACUCAUACGAACCAAUAGACUUUCAACAUGUUCUGUAGCUUAGAGUGCUCACUUACUACCUCUGAACGAUACUCACGCUGUAGUUUGUCUCUUUCUUAUCUUUUUGCAUCUUGUAAUUAACUCUUUGUUUCCCUCAUAAAUUGUAAUGUACAUUGUAAUCUUUUAAAAGAACCGGGGUUGCAUUUGCAACUUUUAAAGAAGCUGAAGUGGAAACAUUGGGUCUUAGGUUUAACGCAGAACAGUGAAACUGUUGUAAAUACUGAGAAACAUUUUGAAUGUUCUUCAUCUUGUUACUAAUCCACGCAAAAAAUACGACUAAUUGUAAUGCAUACAGACUUCAGUAUCAGUACUGUAUAUUCACCCUGUGUAACAGGGGGCCCUUUCUUUCUCUCUUUUGUAUUGUAUGCGAUUCUGAAACUGAUUGAGUCAUGAAAAUAAUUUGUGGCAGUGAUUCUAAUGUAUUAAAACGUUUCGUGUUACUUUCUAACUGGAUUACACCCUGGAUUGAGAAGUCUUCCUCGUGGUAGUUCUAUGUAGUUUCAAACAUGAAUAAACUUUUUGCUUUCAUGAUCAAA